This is a messenger RNA of Pelecanus crispus (Dalmatian pelican), 813 nucleotides long. The record is from RefSeq and is a predicted model, not a curated record. Lineage: Eukaryota; Metazoa; Chordata; Aves; Pelecaniformes; Pelecanidae.
CUCAUUUGUGACGGGGACAGCCUGCUGUGGACACACCUCACCUCUGAGAAUCUGGGACCUUGAGAGUGGUCAGCUGUUGACCUGUUUAGGGACUGACUUCCACCGUGGAGCUGGAGUCCUUGAUGUCUUCUAUGAAACGCCCUCCCUUCUCCUUUCUUGUGGGUAUGACACCUACAUCCGCUACUGGGACAUACGGACCAGCACCAGGAAGUGCGUCCAGGAGUGGGAAGAGCCCCAUGACAGUGCCCUGUACUGCAUAAGGAGUGAUAAGAACCAUAUGAUUGCCAGCGGCUCUUCUUACUACGGCGUGGUGCGCCUCUGGGAUAAGCGGCAGACCCAGUGCCUGCAGAGCUUUCACCUGUCCUCACCCACCAGCAGCCCAGUGUACUGCCUCCGUUUCAGUACCACCCAUCUGUACGCUGCCCUGGCAUCAGCCCUGCACGUCCUAGACUUCACGGCCCAGUGAGGGGCACCACAGCUGCUUCUGGUCACCCCAACUCAGCAGAGUUGACACUUGGCUCAGGGAAUCGCAGGGCAGGAGAGGUGAGAAUGGCCCCCAAGGCUUCUGAAGGGAUUUUUUGCCUGCCAGAAAGCUACAUUGAAGAGUGCACAAAGGGCCAGACUUUCUCAACCUCACCUGCCCAUUAGUGGAAAUAAAGGCCGACUGUCCUUUACCCUUUUUAUUUUGUGCAAGUCAGGGUUUGUUUAAUUAACUGUGUUCUUUUUUUCUUUUUUUUUUUCUUUUUUCUGUGGAUACAGCAUUUGAGGGGCAAGUUGAGCCAGGAUGCCCUGUCAGCUGUGUGUGCUGGUCAG